Ostrea edulis (European flat oyster) is the source of this 2472-nucleotide messenger RNA. Its product is annotated as borealin-like. The record is from RefSeq and is a predicted model, not a curated record. Gene Ontology annotation, cellular component: spindle midzone; chromosome passenger complex; chromosome, centromeric region. Gene Ontology annotation, biological process: mitotic sister chromatid segregation. Bases 110 to 1030 code for a protein of 306 amino acids. The transcript has 10 exons. Lineage: Eukaryota; Metazoa; Mollusca; Bivalvia; Ostreida; Ostreidae.
GUUAGUCUUUAGAGUGCUUGACUAGGCGAAGCGAAUUACGGCUUUGAGAAUUUUCGAAAUUUACAUGGAUUUAUUCAAAUGAAAGCGGUAAAAGGAAAAUCAUAUCAAAAUGCCAAGAAGAAAAUUGACACGAGCUACAAAAACCAGGAAAACAUCUAGGGUUUCCGAUGGCAAUGAGGUUGAGAUCACAAACAAAGCGGAGCGAGAAAAAUUAGAGACCUAUCUCCGAGACUUUGAUGCCAGGGUUGAAAGAAAAUUACAGUUGUUUGAGCAGAAAAGGUCCAAUUUGUUCAAGCUGUUCAGAUCCUUUCAUCACACUGAAAAACUUGAACUUGGAAAGACAGUUCUUGAUAUGACCUUAGCAGAAUAUGCAGAAUUAUCGGAUCCUAAAACAGAACCAGAAAAAGAAAACAUAAAGGCAGAUGAUGCACAGGUGGAAGAAGAGGAUGAGUUCCUUCCAGAUGUUCCAGCACACCUGAGGAGACAUUUUUCGAGGGCUAAAGAAACAAAUCUGAAUAUCCAGGACACUAUAAUGGAAGAUGACGUGUUUACGGCAAAUGGUAACAAAACAAAUAAGAAACCAGAUUCAGGGCUAAGGAGGCUUGCUUCUGUCAAAUCAUGUAUGCCACCACCAUCCCCAGGAAUGCCAUUCAAAAGUCGCUUCUUGGGAUCAGCACAGAAAAAAUUUCAGACGCCACUCAACCGAAAUUUAGCUGAUGCAGUAUGGUCAAAUACACCUCUCGUUACCCCUAAGUUUGAUCCUAGAGUUCCACUUACCCCAGCAGAGACCAGACAAGCCAAGCCAGGAGAAAUUCUUAUGUCCUUACAUGGAAGUCCAGUUCACAGCAAUAACCAUAGCAACGCAUUAAAGUUGAAAGUCAAACAAAAGCGAAAUACUGUGAGAUUGGCCAUCGACCUUCCAGGGGAAACUGAAAAGGCAGAAAUUGAUUCUCUUCCUCAUGAGGAAAAAUUAACUGCAAUUAUGAAUGUAAUAUCACAAGCUUUGAAAGAAGGAAAGGCUGGACAUUGAUUACUGAGGAGAAACACCCAGACAACCAAGAAAUUUCUGUCAGUGAAAUCGCACUGUGAUGUUUUAAGCAAUAUUAUACAAUAUACUCUAUGAGUUGCAGUUUUAUACCAUGUGUCGUUUGAUUUUUAAACUGCCUUCAAUGGAGGUCCAUUGUUGAUUUUUUUUAUUGCUUCACAUUUCCACUCCAGAUUUGAAAUUGAGAAUACAAAAAAAUUAUAAGUCAGAUGGCAUAUAAAUAGAUUUUUAUCUCAGUUUUAAACUUAGAUGGUACAAUGUAUGUCUUUGUGUGUACCAAAAUGUACAUUUAUUUUUUUAAUAAGUUGUAGUAUUUUCAGCACUGACUGAUUUUUUUUUUUGGAUCAUUUAUUUUUCAAGUGUCAGCACACAAAAUAUCAAAUCUAUCUAAAUGCUGCAUUAUUACAAGUAUGUAUGAGAAUUAUUUUUGAUGAAUUGGACAUCCAUAUUUUUUACUGUUCUUGUGACAGAGUGAGCUUGGUUAUACAUGGAAAUCUACAUUGAAAAUUCCAGGAUCUUAUGUAUAAAUGCAUGUAUGUGUGCCAGACUAGCUUGAAAAUAAAAUAUACACCGCAAAAAAAAAACAAGAUUUGAGUUUCAUGUCAAUAUAUGAAUGUUUUACUUUUAUGUAAGCUUUUCUUUCAUCUAUAGAUUAAAAUUUGUGUAAAACUUACCUUUUUUAAGAUUGUAAUUUAAGGGGGAAAAAGUUGUUACAUUGUUCAUGUAAAACAGAGACCUUUAAUUUGAACUUUGAUUCCCUAAUAUGUACACAGAACAUGAAAGGCUAUAUGAUGUAUCUCAACUAGUUAUUUUUUAAAAUCUUGAUUGAUAUUAAAGGAGAAAUGUGUUUGCUGAUUUUAUUCCUACAUGUAGUUACUCAAGACAUAUUGAUGUAUGUGCAGCAUCAAAGCUACUUGAAAAGAAUUUUCAAAAAUUCACUGUCUCGUAAUGUGCACAGUGUGUUAUGAAAACCACAACACAAAUCAUCUACUAUAUCUAAAAGAGGUGAUGUUUCUGCAGAACUAGACGGUAAAAUCGUUUCUAUCAUAUUAGUACAAGCAGCGCACUACAAAGGUUUCUUUGAAACGUAUUUCAAACAAAAUAGGAAAUUACUGGGGCAACAGCAGCUCUUGUGCACUUCAGUUACUUGCCAAGACAUAUUGAUUACUAAUGGACUUGACAGUUGUAUGUGUACACUGUAUAUUCUUUACAAUUGUAAAUUUCAAAAUAAUGUUUUCAUUCUAGGUAUGGCUAGUAGAGAAACUUAGUUAUUAAACAAUGUUUAUAGUUAUGCAUUGUUAUUCUGUAAAUCAUUAUUUCAAAAGAAAAUACUGUAUUUGAAAAAAAACAACAACCAAAAACACAAGCAUGUUACAUGUACAUGUAUGUAAGGAUAAUUUACAUUGUGUUCCAAGAAAAUAAAUUUA